Molecule: messenger RNA, 2444 nt
Organism: Nezara viridula (southern green stink bug)
Lineage: Eukaryota; Metazoa; Arthropoda; Insecta; Hemiptera; Pentatomidae
Source: the annotation of a GenBank genome assembly
UUUCUAAUCUAUCAGGAUGUGGAAUUAAUUCCUGUUGGUGUAAGAAAUAAUCUGUUUAACUUUGCUCGUAGUUUUUAAUGGCCAAGAUAUCAUGUUCGCUCAUAUUUUUACGUUUUCGUUUUAUAAUAUUUAAGUCCGGUUGAACCAUUCGAUUUUGAUUUGUCCGCCAAAAUUUUUGCUGAGUAUGGAUAAAGAUGAACUGAUGUAGCAGAAAGAAUAUAGUCGUUACAGUUUUCUGCAUAAUAAGGACAUUUCAAGUGAUGGAGGACUUCAACAGUACUGAAUCACCCCUGACCAAUCUCACAGUUGGUCUUGAAGGAACUAAACUCUCAUCAUUAAAGAAAUCUUUGGCUUUUUCACCAAAGGGAAAGAACUCCAGCUCUUCGCCACAGAGAACUCCGUUGCAGUCAGUGCACAAUGUCUUGCCCAAGAAGGAAUUAUUCCAGAGUGGACUUCGGGUGAGUAGUACACCACCAGGAAGAUGCGGGCGAAGGUUCAUCUUCGACGAAAACAGCCCUGUCCUCAAAAGUCCUUCUGGGUAUACAGUUGUAGUAAGGCAGAGGAGGCUGAACCUGCUUUUAGAAGAUGCGGAGGCCAAUUCGCAAGAUUCAUCAAUCUCAGAGGGAUCCUUUAGAUUUGCUCAGCCCAGUGGCUUUGCUCCCAAAAGGACCGAUUCCCCAAGAAGAUGCUUAAAAUUCUCGAGUGAAAACUUGUCCUCUCUUUCGUCGUUGUCUUGUGCCUCUUCAGAUAGCGGUCUCGGCUCCGAGGACGGGUUCGCCGAACUCGCAGCCACAGAUGAAGAUUCUAAUUCCUGCCCAAACACCUUGGGCAACCUCCUGUCAGGAUCCCUCUCGACACCGCAGCGUGCAAGGAAGCGCAGGAGUUCUCCAAUGAAGAGCGGAGCUAAAAGAUCGAAAGCACUUGGUGACAAAACGAAACCACUCGGCGACAGAGCUUCAGAAGAGAACAAGGGCACUCUUUUCCAAUAUGGUUUCACGAGGAAGGCCAAGUUGGAACAUUCUACAUCUGAUUCCGAGCUCCUGUUGGCUCUUCAUAGAUCAACUCAAGAAAAUCUAAUCGGUGAUCUGACUCGACCAUUUGCUUUACCCCUGACCACUGGAAAGCAUCAAGAUCUGAAAUCUAUUUCUUCUACAACUCUUGCCAAAUUGAUUAACGGAGAGUAUUCUGACGUCAUCAACUCCUUCGUGAUUGUCGAUUGCAGGUAUCCAUAUGAAUAUGAUGGGGGCCAUAUCAUUGGAGCUGUUAACUUGUUCACUUGCGAGCACAUCAUCAAGCAAUUGCUAGAACCCAAAAUCAGCAAGGGAAACUCAAAGGUGGAUUCGGAGAAAAGAAACAUUGUCAUCUUUCAUUGCGAGUUUUCUUCCGAGCGCGGACCAUUCCUCUCCAGAUUCCUUCGCAAGGAGGACAGAGCUGGACACGAUUAUCCUAACCUCGCCUUCCCAGAGAUGUACCUCCUCCACGGCGGAUACAAGGCAUUCUUCGCCGAACACAAAGAGCUCUGCGACCCUCAGUCGUACAGGACCAUGCAAGACCCCAACCACACCCAGGACCUCAAGCACUUCAGGGCCAAGAGCAAAUCCUGGGCUCCUAGCAACCACAAGAAAUUGACCAUGAGGUCGCUGUCUAGGUUAUUAUAAUUAUAGCGCUGUAUUUAUAAAGAUGAAUGGUAUUAUUUUUUAUGUAAAUGUAUAUUAACUCUUUUAGUUAUAGGAUGUUAUAUUCCUGAAAUCCCUGUCUUGAUCUCAAAUUAGUCAUUCCCCCUCGCUUAUUUGUAUUCUCGAUGGGUCAUUGCAAUGUAUUUAUCUAUUAAGAGAAAGUGGACAUCCGAUUUUGAUGCAGUUCACAUUAAUUGUUUUAGGCCUAUAUUUUGGUAGAUUUGUAAUAAGAAAUUUAGUUAGACUGUAUUUAUAUAUUUGAGAAGAAAUGUUUUUUCAGAGAUUAAUAUCUCGAUAUUGUAUAAACUGUACAAAAUAUUGUUUUAUAUUAAAAAGGAUUAAUAGAGUGCCCUUUUGGGCGAUAUAUAUUUAUAUGUGUAGCCCAUCGUUGAGUGAAUGUCUGUAAAUUAUCUUGUAAAUAACUUGUGUGCAAAUUUUGUUGAGCGAUAGGCUACGUUCAUUGUUACCUUUAAAAUUGCAAUAUUUUUUUUUAUUAUUAUAAACUUAUAAGAUAGAGACACGCCUAAUUAAAGGCUGUGAAUUUAUAUUGAAAAAUGUUGUUUCAAAAUUAUUUCCAAGUGUGUUUCUUUUGUAUUUUAUUUUAAAAAUUUUUCAAGUUUUAUUAUAAAAAUAUUUGUAGCAAAGGAUGAUUAUGAGAACUUUAUAAUUUGUUUUUAAUAUAAUCUUUUGAACGAACUAUCUGCAUUAUAUUGAUUUCAUUCCUACUUUAUUAUACAUAUUUAUUCUACCCAAAUAGAAAGUUAUUUG